AUGGUGACGGCCGGAUUCUUCGAGGUGGUGGCAGUGUGCGUGGCGCUAGUGGCGGCGCUGGCAGCGACACAUGCACGCUCGGAGCGCCGUAAGCGGCAGAAGUUCGCGGUGCAGCAACCGCUGGUCACCACCAAGAGCGAGCUGGAGCUGGUCAAGGACAUCGUGUACAUCAACAACUCGACGGAUCCUGGUUCCAGCUUCCGUAUGGAGCACUCUAGCCACGCGCUAAAUGUGGAGGGCAAUCAGAUCCUCGUGGUUGGCGUGUGCGGCGGCUCCGGCUCAGGCAAGACCACACUCUCGCGCGCCAUUAUGGCGGAAUUCGGCACCGAGCGCGUGUCGUACCUCUCGCACGACUACUACUACAAGGACUUGAGCCACCUUACGAUGGAGCAGCGCGCCAAGCACAACUUUGACCACCCGGAUGCGCUUGAGACUGACCUCAUGGUCAAGCACCUCAAGCAACUACGCGGCGGUAAGACUGUGGACGUGCCUGUCUACGAUUUCAGUACGCACUCCCGGUGCAAAGCCACCACCCCGAUGAAGCCCAACAGCGUCAUCCUCGUGGAGGGCAUUCUUAUUUUUGCUGAUCAAGCGCUCGCCGAUCUCAUGGAUAUCAAGAUCUUCGUCGAGACGGCUGCGGACAUCCGCCUCGUACGCCGUUUGCACCGCGACAUGGAGGAGCGUGGCCGUACAGCCGAGUCCGUCAUGGACCAGUAUAUGAAAACGGUUCGCCCCAUGCACAUGAUGUUCGUGGAGCAGUCGAAGCGCGUGGCGGACAUCAUUAUUCCGCACGGCGUCAACUCGGUGGCUCUGGACAUGAUCAUCUCUAAACUUCACAACUUCACGGCAGGCCACAGUGCAACAGGCAGCAGUAGGUCCAGCAGCGAACGCUCUGACUCGAUCGAGGAGGCACCAAGCGCUUAA
Messenger RNA from Phytophthora nicotianae INRA-310, 924 nucleotides. RefSeq names its product uridine kinase. NCBI's taxonomy places the organism in Eukaryota, Oomycota, Peronosporomycetes, Peronosporales, Peronosporaceae. The transcript has a single exon. Gene Ontology annotation, cellular component: cytoplasm. The coding region runs from base 1 to 924 and encodes 307 amino acids. The record is from RefSeq and is a predicted model, not a curated record. Gene Ontology annotation, molecular function: kinase activity; ATP binding.